AUGUCCGGCUUCGCGGUGUACAUCGCGGUGGAGCUGGCCAUCGCCGUGCUGGCCAUCCUGGGCAACGUGCUGGUGUGCUGGGCCGUGUGGCUCAACAGCAACCUGCAGAACGUCACCAACUACUUCGUGGCGUCGCUGGCCGCGGCCGACAUCGCCGUGGGGGUGCUCGCCAUCCCCUUCGCCGUGACCCUGAGCACCGGCUUCUGCGCCGCCUGCCACAGCUGCCUCUUCUUUGCCUGCUUCGUCCUGGUGCUCACGCAGAGCUCCAUCUUCAGCCUGCUGGCCAUCGCCAUUGACCGCUACAUCGCCAUCCGAAUCCCGCUCCGGUACAACGGCUUGGUGACGGGCACGCGGGCCAAGGGCAUCAUCGCCAUCUGCUGGGUGCUGUCCUUCGCCAUCGGCCUGACGCCCAUGCUGGGCUGGAACAACUGCAGCCAGCAGGAGGGCCGGAACGGCUCCCAGGCCUGCAGGGCGGGCCAGGUGGCCUGUCUCUUCGAGGACGUGGUGCCCAUGGACUACAUGGUCUACUACAACUUCUUCGCUUGCGUGCUGGUGCCGCUGCUGCUCAUGCUGGGCGUCUAUCUGCGCAUCUUCCUGGCGGCGCGGCGGCAGCUGAAGCAGACGGAGAGCCAGCCGCCGCCGCCGGGCGAGCGGGCGCGGUCCACGCUGCAGAAGGAGGUGCACGCCGCCAAGUCGCUGGCCAUCAUCGUGGGGCUCUUCGCCCUGUGCUGGCUGCCUCUGCACGUCAUCAACUGCUUCACCUUCUUCUGCCCCUCGUGUGGCCACGCCCCGGCCUGGCUCAUGUACCUGACCAUCGUCCUGUCGCACGGCAACUCGGUGGUCAACCCCUUCAUCUACGCCUACCGCAUCCGCGAGUUCCGCCACACCUUCCGCAGGAUCGUGCGCAGCCACGUGCUGCGGCGGCGGCAGCGGCGCGAGCCCUGCAAGGCGGGGGGCCCCGGUGCCCGCGCCCUGGCGGCUCACGACGCGGAGCGCGUGGGUCUCCGCCUCAACGGCCAUCCCCCCGGCAGCGUCUGGGCCAACGGCAGCGCCCCCCGGCCCGAUGGCCCCGCCCUGGCGCUGCUCAGCGGGUCCCAGCGGGACGUGCAGCUCCAGGGCGGGCACCCAGAGUCCCCGGGCCCCCGGGGCCCCCGGGGCGGAGCGGGAGUAUCCUGA
This is a messenger RNA of Odocoileus virginianus texanus, 1176 nucleotides long. NCBI's taxonomy places the organism in Eukaryota, Metazoa, Chordata, Mammalia, Artiodactyla, Cervidae. The record is from RefSeq and is a predicted model, not a curated record.